Molecule: messenger RNA, 1572 nt
Organism: Triticum turgidum subsp. durum (durum wheat)
Lineage: Eukaryota; Viridiplantae; Streptophyta; Magnoliopsida; Poales; Poaceae
Source: the annotation of a GenBank genome assembly
AUGUUCAUCGAGAGCUUCCGCGUGGAGAGCCCGAACGUGCGGUACGGCGCGGGGGAGAUCGAGUCGGAGUACCGCUACGACACGACGGAGCUGGUGCACGAGAGCCACGACGGCGCCUCCAAGUGGGUCGUCCGCCCCAAGUCCGUCAACUACCACUUCAAGACCAACACCACCGUCCCCAAGCUCGGGGUGAUGCUUGUGGGGUGGGGCGGCAACAAUGGCUCCACACUCAUGGCUGGGGUCAUCGCCAACAGGGAUGUCUCAUUUGAGGCUGAUGGCGAGUUUAAUCAAUUUAGGGGGAUCUCAUGGGCGACCAAGGACAAGGUGCAGCAGGCCAACUACUUUGGGUCCCUCACCCAGGCCUCCACCAUCAGGGUCGGGAGCUACAACGGAGAGGAGAUCUAUGCGCCCUUCAAGAGCCUCCUGCCCAUGGUAAACCCAGAUGACCUUGUGUUUGGGGGCUGGGACAUUAGCAGCAUGAACCUGGCUGAUGCUAUGACCAGGGCCAAGGUGCUGGACAUUGACCUGCAGAAGCAGCUCAGGCCCUACAUGGAGUCCAUCGUGCCACUCCCCGGCAUCUAUGACCCGGACUUCAUCGCUGCCAACCAGGGCUCCCGGGCUAACAAUGUCAUCAAGGGCACAAAGAAAGAGCAGAUGGAGCAGAUUAUCAAAGACAUAAGGGAGUUCAAGGAGAAGAACAAGGUGGACAAGGUAGUGGUGCUUUGGACGGCAAACACUGAAAGGUACAGCAACGUCUCUGUUGGGCUUAAUGACACGAUGGAGAACCUCUUGGCGUCUGUGGACAAGAACGAGGCAGAGAUAUCUCCGUCAACACUGUAUGCCAUCGCCUGCGUCAUGGAGGGUGUGCCAUUCAUCAACGGGAGCCCUCAGAACACCUUUGUGCCUGGGCUGAUCGAUCUUGCUAUUAAGAACAACUGCCUGAUUGGUGGCGAUGAUUUCAAGAGUGGCCAGACCAAGAUGAAAUCUGUCUUGGUGGAUUUCCUUGUUGGUGCUGGAAUCAAGCCCACCUCAAUUGUCAGCUACAACCAUCUGGGGAACAACGAUGGGAUGAACCUAUCUGCGCCGCAGACAUUCCGUUCCAAGGAGAUCUCCAAGAGUAACGUGGUGGAUGACAUGGUCUCGAGCAAUGCUAUCCUCUACGAGCCCGGGGAACAUCCUGACCACGUCGUCGUGAUCAAGUAUGUGCCAUACGUUGGAGACAGCAAGAGGGCCAUGGACGAGUACACCUCGGAGAUCUUCAUGGGCGGCAAGAGCACCAUCGUGCUCCACAACACCUGCGAGGAUUCGCUCCUCGCCGCACCGAUCAUUCUUGAUCUGGUGCUCCUGGCCGAGCUCAGCACCAGGAUUCAGCUGAAGGCCGAGGGAGAGGACAAGUUCCACUCCUUCCAUCCGGUUGCCACCAUCCUGAGCUACCUCACCAAGGCACCCCUUGUUCCUCCUGGCACGCCGGUGGUGAACGCCCUGGCGAAGCAGAGGGCCAUGCUGGAGAACAUCAUGAGGGCGUGCGUCGGCCUGGCGCCCGAGAACAACAUGAUCCUGGAGUACAAGUGA